Molecule: messenger RNA, 6715 nt
Organism: Monodelphis domestica (gray short-tailed opossum)
Lineage: Eukaryota; Metazoa; Chordata; Mammalia; Didelphimorphia; Didelphidae
Source: RefSeq, a predicted model, not a curated record
AGUUUCAAAAGUGCAGAUUGAUUUCACUUCUGCUCCAGGAUGCAUGCACGCCGGGCUGUGUGUGCGGCUAGUUAGGGAUGGGGGGAAUGGAUGUGUGUAAGGAGGGGGGUGUCCUAGAGCAACUCUACCUGGUUUUUCUCCCCUCCGCCUUUUUUUUACUCCUCUGUGGGUUCCCUUCGUCCCUUUCUACGUACAUCUUUAACGUAUUAUUUAAGCACUUCUAUCUCGUUUUAACCUUUCUUUUUAGAGGGUGGUGGAAAGACGGGGAGGACGUUCCCCUCCCCCCAAACAUACACCUCUCAUUUCCCCCCUCCCCCUUUCUUUUCUUUCCUCCUGGCCAUGCCGUCUCCUCCAGCACUCGGCUGCGGCCACUUGUGAGCUCUAUGCCCCCGCGCCUCCCCUGCCCCCCUCUCAGCACCACCUCCUCCCUUCCCACCCCCCCAUUAGCCAGCUUGUGUCUGGCGUCUGGAGAGCCCCCCCCACCUCCCCCUCCCAGCACUGUCCAUUGGCUUGUCCUGGUCUCUUUUUCAUGUCCAGCCCCUGAUGUGUGUCCAUUGGUGUUAGCCUACCCUUCCCUCCUCCCCUUCUCUCCUGCUCGCCCUGCCCAUGUUUUGUAUGUCUCUGUCCAUCCAGGCUCCUGACGUUCAAGUUCGCAGGGACGUCACGUCCGCACUUGAACUUGCAGCUCAGGGGGGCUUUUGCCAUUUUUUUCAUCUCUCUCUCUCUCUCUCUCCCUCUCUCUCUCCCUCUCUCUCUCCCUCUAUCUCUCCUCUCUCUCUUUUUUUUUGCCCAAAAAAAAAAAAGCCAUGACGGCUCUCCCACAAUUCAUCUUCCCUGCGCCAUCUUUGUAUUAUUUCUAAUUUAUUUUGGAUGUCAAAAGGCACUGAUGAAGAUAUUUUCUCUGGAGUCUCCUUCUUUCUAACCCGGCUCUCCCGAUGUGAACCGAGCUGUAGUUCACCAGCCGCCGCCGCCGCCGCCGCCGCCGCCGCCGCCUCCUACUCCACAACCCACCAUGUCUCGCCGCAAGCAAGGCAAGCCCCAGCACUUAAGCAAACGGGAAUUCUCGCCCGAACCUCUUGAAGCCAUUCUUACGGAUGAUGAACCGGAUCACGGCACGUUGGGAGCGCCAGAAGGGGACCAUGACCUUCUCACCUGUGGGCAAUGCCAGAUGAACUUCCCGUUGGGGGACAUUCUCAUUUUUAUUGAGCACAAACGGAAACAAUGCAAUGGCAGUCUCUGCUUAGAGAAAGCUGUGGAUAAGCCACCCUCACCUUCACCAGUCGAGAUGAAAAAGGCGUCCAAUCCUGUGGAGGUUGGCAUCCAGGUCACGCCAGAAGAUGACGAUUGUUUAUCAACGUCAUCUAGAGGAAUUUGCCCCAAACAGGAACACAUAGCAGAUAAACUUCUGCACUGGAGGGGACUCUCUUCCCCUCGUUCUGCACAUGGAGCUCUUAUUCCCACACCCGGGAUGAGUGCAGAAUACGCCCCACAGGGUAUUUGUAAAGAUGAGCCCAGCAGCUACACAUGUACAACUUGCAAACAGCCAUUCACCAGUGCAUGGUUUCUCUUGCAACACGCACAGAACACUCACGGAUUAAGAAUCUACUUAGAAAGCGAACACGGAAGCCCCCUGACCCCGCGGGUUGGUAUCCCUUCAGGACUAGGUGCAGAGUGUUCCCAGCCUCCACUUCAUGGGAUUCAUAUUGCAGACAGUAACCCCUUUAACCUGCUAAGAAUACCAGGAUCGGUAUCGAGAGAGGCUUCGGGUCUCGGCGAAGGGCGCUUUCCACCCACCCCCCCUUUGUUUAGUCCUCCACCGAGACAUCAUUUGGAUCCCCAUCGCAUAGAGCGCCUAGGGGCGGAAGAAAUGGCCCUGGCCACCCAUCACCCGAGUGCCUUUGACAGGGUGUUGCGGUUGAAUCCUAUGGCUAUGGAGCCUCCCGCUAUGGAUUUCUCUAGGAGACUUAGAGAGUUGGCAGGGAACACGUCUAGCCCACCGCUGUCCCCGAGCCGGCCCAGCCCUAUGCAAAGGUUACUGCAGCCAUUCCAGCCAGGUAGCAAGCCGCCCUUUCUAGCUACGCCCCCCCUCCCUCCUCUACAGUCUGCCCCUCCUCCCUCCCAGGCCCCAGUCAAGUCCAAGUCCUGUGAAUUCUGCGGGAAGACGUUCAAAUUCCAGAGCAACCUGGUAGUGCACCGGCGGAGCCACACGGGCGAGAAGCCCUACAAGUGCAACCUCUGCGACCACGCGUGCACCCAGGCCAGCAAGCUCAAGCGCCACAUGAAGACCCACAUGCACAAGUCGUCCCCCAUGACGGUCAAGUCCGACGACGGCCUGUCCACCGCCAGCUCCCCUGAGCCCGGGACCAGCGACCUGGUGGGCAGCGCCAGCAGCGCCCUCAAGUCGGUGGUGGCCAAGUUCAAGAGCGAGAACGACCCCAAUAUGAUCCCAGAGAACGGGGACGAGGAGGAAGAGGAGGACGACGAAGAAGAGGAAGAAGAGGAGGAAGAGGAGGAGGAGGACCUGACGGAGAGCGAGAGGGUGGACUACGGCUUUGGCCUCAGCCUGGAGGCGGCCCGCCACCAUGAGAACAACUCCCGGGCUGGCGAGGAGAACCGCUCCAUCCCCGACGUGAUGCAGGGCAUGGUGUUGAGCUCCAUGCAGCACUUCAGCGAAGCUUUCCACCAGGUCCUGGGCGAGAAGCAUAAGCGAGGCCACCUGUCUGAGUCUGAGGUACACAGGGACACUUGCGACGAAGACUCAGUCGCAGGCGAAUCCGACCGCAUAGACGAUGGCACUGUCAACGGGCGCGGCUGCUCCCCGGGAGAGUCCGCCUCGGGGGGCUUGUCCAAAAAGCUGCUCCUGGGCAGCCCCAGCUCGCUGAGUCCGUUCUCCAAGCGCAUUAAGCUCGAGAAGGAGUUCGACCUGCCUGCCACCGCGAUGCCCAACACCGAAAACGUUUACUCCCAGUGGCUCGCCGGCUACGCCGCGUCCCGGCAGCUCAAAGACCCCUUUCUCAACUUCGGAGACUCCAGACAAUCGCCUUUUGCUUCGUCCUCAGAGCACUCGUCGGAGAAUGGCAGCUUGCGCUUCUCCACGCCCCCCGGGGAGAUGGACGGAGGCAUUUCGGGCCGCAGCGGCACGGGAAGCGGUGGGAGCACUCCGCAUAUUAGUGGCCCGGGCCCUGGCAGGCCCAGCUCAAAAGAGGGCAGACGCAGCGACACUUGUGAGUACUGUGGGAAAGUCUUCAAGAACUGUAGCAAUCUCACUGUCCACAGGAGAAGCCACACGGGCGAAAGGCCUUAUAAAUGCGAGCUGUGCAACUAUGCCUGUGCGCAGAGUAGCAAACUCACCAGGCACAUGAAAACGCAUGGCCAGGUGGGGAAGGACGUUUACAAAUGUGAAAUUUGUAAGAUGCCUUUUAGCGUGUACAGUACCCUGGAGAAACACAUGAAAAAAUGGCACAGUGAUCGAGUGUUGAAUAAUGAUAUAAAAACUGAAUAGAGGUAUAUUCUUACCCUGCCCCCACCCACCCACCCAAACCUACCCCCACCUUUUUGCCCCUCCUUUUCCCCACCACCUGCAAACCCCCCCUCCCAUCUCCAGUAGAAUUUUUUCUAGUUCCUUGUGAUUUAAAACAAACAAACAAAAAAUAACGGAAGCUAAGAAUAUAAAGAAAAGUGCUUGUCACCAGCACACCUGUUUUUUUUCCUUUUUUUCCUUUUUUUCCUUUUUUUUUCCUUUAUGUUCUCACCGUUUGAAUGCAUGAUCUCUAUCGGGGCAAUACUAUUGCAUUUUACGCAAACUUUGAGCCUUUCUCUUGUGCAAUAAUUUACAUGUUGUGUAUGUUUUUUUUUUUUAUUUUGACUUAGACAGCAUGUAUGGUAUGUUAUGGCUAUUUUAAAUUGUCCCUGAUUAGUUGCUGGGCAAACAUGUUGCUGUUUCCAGUUCCGUUCUAAGAGAGAGAGAGAGAGAAAAAAGAGAGAGAGAGAGAAAAAAAAGACCAUGCUGCAUAAUUUCUGUAAUACAUAUCAUGUACAGUUUUGUUUUAUAACGUGUGGAGGAAAAGACAGUCUUUGGAUUAACCCUCUAUGGACAGGAUGGAUAGCACUGAAAAAAAAAUGCUGUAUUAGCUAGAUGUCUGUCUCUAAAGGGUUAAAUAUAUCAAUUGGAUAGGGGAAAAAAGGCCUUGAAUGGAUAAAUUAAGAGAAAAAAGAUAAAAGCAAAUUUGUACUAUCAUUUGGUUUUUAAAAUAUGAGUGCCUUGAAUCUAUUGAAACCAUGUUGAUGGUUCUUCCUACUUGUUAUAAACUUGUAGCUUAAUUCAACAUUGGGUAAGGUGAUAAAUCUUUAGGACCUAGCAUAUGAUUCUAUAUUGUAUUUCUCACAACAAUGGCUACCUAAAAAUAUGACCCAAUAUGUCCUAGUUAAUCAUCAUUCUCCCUUUAGUUUAAUUUAAAAAAAAAACAAAACUGAUUAUAGCAGUAUAAAAGCUAUUUUGCUCCUGGUGAGAGCUUAAAAGAAAUGGGAUUUUUUGCCCAAAGUUUUAUUUUUUUUAAUCAAUGAUUAAAUUGAAUGUGAAACGUGCAAAAGGCCCUGGAACAUGAUUAAAUACACUAGUAAGGAAAUUCAUUUAAUGAAGAUAUUUACUUUUAAUAAUAUCUUUUAUUGAUUCUGGCACCAAAACAAAUAAAUCCAGACCCACUUGAUUGUCAAGCUGACAAUCAGAUUAUAAACUUUAAGACCUUGUGUACCCAUAUAAAAAAAGAGGCUGGCAAUAAGAUUUUACAGAGUGUAACAGAUAGAAAAACAAAAAAUAAUUGUGAUCAUUAGCACAAUGUGGUAUUGUUUGCCAUUUUAAACUAGAACAGGUGUAUAAGCUAAUAUUGAUACAAUGAUGAUUAACUAUGAACUCUUAAGACUUGCUUUUAAAUGUGACAUUCUAAAAUAAAGAGAGAGAAAGAAUUUUAAGAGUAGCAGUAUGUAUGUCUGUGCUCCCUAAAAGUUGUACUUCAUUUCUUUUUCAUACACUGUGUGCUAUUUGUGUUAACAUGGAACAGGAUUCAUUUUUUUUUUUAUUAAGCUAGCAUCUGCCCCAGUUGGUGUUCAAAUAGCACUUGACUCUGCCUGUGAUGUGUCUGUAUCUUUUCUCUAAUCAAAGAUACAGAGGUUGAGUAUAAAAUAAGACUGCUCAGUUAGGACAAUUAAGUGCACUGUACAAUUUUCCCAGUUUACAGGUCUAUACUUAAGGGAAAAGUUGCAAGAAUGCUGAAAAAAAAAUUGAACACAAUCUCAUUGAUGAGCAUUAAAAACAAACAAAAAAAACAAAAAAAACUUUGCCAGCCAUUUACUUGACUAAUGAGCUUACUUGGACGCAACAUUGCAGCGCUGUGAAUGGAAACAGAACACUUAACAUAGAAAUGAAUGAUUGCUUUCGCUUCUACAGUGCAAGGAUUUUUUGUACAAAACUUUUUUAAAUAUAAAUGUUAAGAAAUUUUUUUAAAAAACACUUCAUUAUGUUUAGGGGGGAACUGCAUUUAGGGUUCCAUUGUCUUGGUGGUGUUACAAGACUUGUUAUCCAUUUAAAAAUGGUAGUGGAAAUUCUAUGCCUUGGAUAUACACCGCUCUUCAGGUUGUAUAAAACAUACAUUGGGGAAAGGUUUAAGAUUAUAUAGUACUUAAAUAUAGGAAAAUGCACACUCAUGUUGAUUCCUAUGCUAAAACACAUUUAUGGUCUUUUUUCUGUAUUUCUAGAAUGGUAUUUGAAUUAAAUGUUCACCUAGUGUUAGGCACUAUAGUAUUUAUAUUGAAGCUUGUAUUUUUAAUUGUUGCUUGUUCUCUUAAAAGGUAUCAAUGUACCUUUUUUGGUAGUGGAAAAAAAAAACACAGGCUGCCACAGUAUAUUUUUUUAAUUUGGCAGGAUAAUAUAGUGCAAAUUAUUUGUAUGUUUCAAAAAAAAACAAAAAAAAAGACAAAAAAGUGUGACAUUAUACAGAUAAGAAGCCAUAUAAUGGCUGUUUGGGGAAAACCUGUUAGAAUGUCACACGGAUGGCUGUCACAGAGGGUUGUACAUAUCUUUUUUUUGUUCUUUUUUCCUGCUGCCAUACUGUAUGCAGUACUGCAAGCUAAUAACGUUGGUUUGUUAUGUAGUGUGCUUCUUGUCCCUUUCCUAUCACCCUACAUUCCAGCAUUUUAACUUCAUAUGCAGUAAAAGAAAGAAAGAAAAAAGGAAAAAAAACAAUGUUUUGCAGUUUUUUUCAUUGCCAAAAACUAAAUGGUGCUUUAUAUUUAGAUUGGAAAGAAUUUCAUAUGCAAAGCAUAUUAAAGAGAAAGCCCGCUUUAGUCAAUACUUUUUUGUAAAUGGCAAUGCAGAAUAUUUUGUUAUUGGCCUUUUCUAUUCCUGUAAUGAAAGCUGUUUGUCGUAACUUGAAAUUUUAUCUUUUACUAUGGGAGUCACUAUUUAUUAUUGCUUAUGUGCCCUGUUCAAAACAGAGGCACUUAAUUUGAUCUUUUAUUUUUCUUUGUUUUUAUUUUUUUUUAUUUGGAUGACCAAAGGUCAUUACAACCUGGCUUUUUAUUGUAUUUGUUUUCUGGUCUUUGUUAAGUUCUAUUGGAAAAACCACUGUCUGUGUUUUUUUGGCAGUUGUCUGCAUUAACCUGUUCAUACACCCAUUUUGUCCCUUUAUUGAAAAAAUAAAAAAAAAAUUAAAGUACACAA